Helianthus annuus (common sunflower) is the source of this 914-nucleotide messenger RNA. RefSeq names its product protein MIZU-KUSSEI 1. The transcript has a single exon. The record is from RefSeq and is a predicted model, not a curated record. The coding region runs from base 5 to 790 and encodes 261 amino acids. Lineage: Eukaryota; Viridiplantae; Streptophyta; Magnoliopsida; Asterales; Asteraceae. Gene Ontology annotation, biological process: hydrotropism.
UCCCAUGGCUGGCCCAAAAAAGUCACCGCCUCCGUCGCCACCACCACCGUCAACGUCUCCGUCACCCUCCCGCUCACCGGGAGUAUCCCUACAACCAUCAUCCCCCCGAAAAAACCCAUCGAAAUCGACCAAAAUCUUCCGCCGUGUCCGUUCUGUUUUCCGCUCAUUCCCCAUCAUAACUCCAGCCGCGUGUAAAUUCCCGGUCUCCCUCCACAACCAACAUGACAACCACCACAUCCACGGUGGGACCCGAAUGACGGGUACCCUUUUCGGCUACCGAAAAACCCGAAUCAACCUUGCUAUCCAAGAAAACCCGAGGUGUUUACCCGUUCUUUUACUAGAACUAUCUAUUCCGACAGGAAAGCUUCUCCAAGAAAUGGGGUUGGGCCUCGUUAGAAUCGCGAUGGAGUGCGAAAAACGAGGCGGGAAGACGAAGCUCGUGGACGAGCCGAUAUGGACGAUGUAUUGUAACGGUAAGAAAAUGGGGUAUGGUGUGAAAAGAGAGCCAACGGAUGAUGAUUUACACGUUAUGCAAAUGUUGCAUGCAAUAUCUAUGGGUGCAGGAGUGCUACCGACAGCUGGUGACAGUAAUAGUAAUAGUAACAGUAGUAGUGUUGAUGGUGAUGCGACUGAGAUUAUUGUCGCAUCUCCAUCAACAGAUGGAGAAUUAACGUAUAUGCGAGCACAUUUUGAACGAGUGAUCGGAUCAAAGGAUUCCGAGACUUAUUACAUGAUGAACCCGGAUGGUAAUAGUGGUCCUGAAUUGAGUAUAUUCUUUGUGCGAGUUUGAAUUGGUUUUGUAUUAAUUUUUUUUUUUUUUUAAGAUAGAUAUGUUGUAAUUUAUAAAGUUGUGAAGACAGGGUAGAUGUGACUAUACUAGACGUUUGAAAUUUGAUUGAAAUUUGUUCUUUUCA